Messenger RNA from Sorex fumeus (smoky shrew), 2238 nucleotides. RefSeq names its product tectonic family member 2 (gene TCTN2). The transcript has 18 exons. Gene Ontology annotation, biological process: protein localization to ciliary transition zone; cilium assembly; smoothened signaling pathway. NCBI's taxonomy places the organism in Eukaryota, Metazoa, Chordata, Mammalia, Eulipotyphla, Soricidae. Gene Ontology annotation, cellular component: MKS complex. The coding region runs from base 105 to 2195 and encodes 696 amino acids. The record is from RefSeq and is a predicted model, not a curated record.
GACAAGAUGGCGGCGACCGAGCGGUGGGGCCCGCGCGGCGGCGUCGGGGCGCCGCCAGGCUUCUAGGGGGCCGCGCUCCCGGGCGCGGCACGCGACCCCCAGGAAUGGGCUGUCCGCCUUCCGGCGCUCUGCUCUGGGGGCUCCUGCUCCUGCAGAGUGUCCCGAGACCCCUGCUAGGCGACUUGGCGUUCAUCCCGCCCUUCAUCCGCAUGUCCAGCCCUGCCGUCAGCGCGACCCUGCUCGGCGGCACCGACGGUGUCAGCGUGUCUCUGGCCUUGCUGCACGACGCGGAGGGGUGGCUGCCGCCGCCGAGCUGUGGCGCACAGAGCAAUGAGACGGGGAAUUGGAGCGUGACCGCGACCCCGCUGGUGGGUGCGCUGGAAGUGACCGUGAGCCUGAGGAUCGCCCCACCGUGGUGCUCCUCCGAAGGGACGGAGUCCUUCCCCGAGUCCCCGUGCCUGCUGCAGACGCUUCUGGUCACAGCAGCUCGGAAUGGCUCCUGCGAGGCGCACUUGCUCAUCCAGGCGGAAAUCUUGGCCAACUCCUCGCCUGCCCACAAUGCCUCAGAGAACGUGACCGUCAUCCCGAACCAGGUGUACCAGCCCCUGGGCCCGUGUCCUUGCAACCUGACGGCUGGGGCCUGUGACAUCCGCUGCUGCUGCGACCAGGAGUGCUCCGAGGACUUGCGCGGCCUGUUCCGAGAGGCCUGUUUCACCGGCGUCUGGGGCGGCGACGUGGCGCCCCCCUCGGAUCAGCUCUGCUCGGCCCGUGCGGCCCCCGGUGGCUUCCCCUUCCUGUGUGUGCAGUCGCCCCCCGCCAACUCGCCUUUCCUCGGCUACUUCUUCCACGGGGCCGUUUCCUCCGGACAAGACCCUUUCUCCUUCGGAGCGCAUCUGCGUGCCGACUCCAGACCCCCCUCGGACCUUGGUUACAGACAGGGAGAUCCAAUCAUCACUGAAGAAGAGGCGUAUUUCACCCUUCCACAGGUGUCGCUGGCGGGUCACUGUCUGCAGCAGGCCCCUGUCGCCUUCCUUCACAACCUCCACGUCCAGUGCAUCACUGACCUGGCAGCGCCUCGACAGCGAGCUGGGACCCCCCACGUGAGGAUCCGGAGCGUUGCCACGGGAGGCUUGGUCACGCCCAACGUUGUCUAUGAGGAGGCGGCCAACCUGGACAGACUCAUCAGCAAUGCAGAGAUACUUCUCAGCCGUGGCGUGGCCCCCAGAAGCAUGGCCGUGGAGGAGCACUAUACUUUUUGGUGGAACAAUAACACCGUCAGUGAGGUGGACGUCAGGAUCGUCAGAGCUUCUAUGCAUGCCCACCAGGAAGGGCUCCUGACACAGACAUUCACGGUCCAGUUUGUCAGCUACAACGGUGGCGUCGAGAAGGAAGUGUCAGGAAACCCAGGUUAUCAGCUUGGCAGGCCGCUGCGAGCUCUGGAUACCAACGGGUCGAGUAAUGUGACGACUUUACACCUUUGGCAACCAGUCGGAAGCGGCUUGUGUACUGCGGCGCGUCUCAAGCCCGUCCUGUUCGGAGAGAACGCGCAAUCCGGGUGCUUCCUGCUGGUCGGCAUUCCGCAGGCUGAGAACUGCACUCAGCUCAGAGAGGAGGCCGCAGAACAUCUCAAGUCAUUGAUCCAGUUGACCCACGUGGCCUCGAGAGGCAACUCAGACCCCCAGGACCUGAGUGACGGCUGGCUGGAGGUCAUCGGCAAAGGCCCAGCGGUGAGCAACACCAGCGGCAGCGGCGGCAUCUGCCAGGAGGUCCCGGCCCAGCUGCUCAUCCGCGUCCUCGUGUCAGACGCUGGUGCUGUGGAAGGGAUCCCGCAGGCAGCCAUCCUCAGCGUAGAGACCAGGUUCUCCCACGUGGACUGGCAGCUCCAGUGCGGGCUCACCUGUGAGGGCCGGGCCGAGCUCUUCCCUCUCGGAGCAUCUGUGCAGUUCAUCACGGUCCCUGCCCGGCUACCCCGUCCACUCACCAGGUACCAGAUAAAUUUCACCGAGUACGACUGUGAGAGAAACGACGUGUGCUGGCCGCAGCUCCUCUACCCACUAACCCAGCACUAUCACGGCGAGCCUUAUUCUCAGUGCCUUGCCAAGAGCCUACUACUGGCGGCCUUCCUGAUGACAGCCCUGCUCUUGAGUGACCCCUGGACCCGAAUACACAGAGCUGGAAACCCCUCCACAACCUGACUCCUUAGCAGCCCUCAGUGAUGUGCCUCUCUCCCUGCAGGCU